Bradysia coprophila is the source of this 2078-nucleotide messenger RNA. RefSeq lists its product as uncharacterized. NCBI's taxonomy places the organism in Eukaryota, Metazoa, Arthropoda, Insecta, Diptera, Sciaridae. The record is from RefSeq and is a predicted model, not a curated record.
AUCAGUUUGUAGUGUAGACGGUGUUCGUACGAGACACAGGUCGUUUAAACAAAACAAAAAAAAAUAGAAAGAAAAUCAAUAAAAUAUUCAAAAAUUUAAAGAGAAAUUUUUGCAUACAAAUUCAUCUUUUAAUUAUUAAAAUUGUCGUAACCGAUUAUUACAUUUGUGUUUAAAAAAGUGCUUAUGAUGAUACUGGUGUCCUCAUAUUUUGCUGCAUCAUUGGUGGUACUUGUCAAUGCUCUGACUCCGAAUCUACUAACAGACGAAAACCUUCUAAAUACAAAUGCUGUACAAUCGGAAAAUGCCAUCGAUAGCAACAUCAACCCGUUGGACUAUUUAUUCAAUCAUUCAUCGGAGUUUCAGCAAAUUUAUUCAAUGUUUGGUGUCUUAUUAAACAGUAGGAAAGAGUACGAAUUUAACAUGCUUUUGCCAAAUGCUACGGUUUUACCACCAAUCAAUGAAAGCAUUCAACAACCGCCGUCUAAAAAGUCAUUAUCACCGCCACAUAUGUGCGUAGCUUCGCACGAUGAUUUAUUCAAGAUAUGGAACGAAAUGAAUAAAAACAACACCGACAAAUUUCUUCAUUUCGAUUCGAUUACCCUGACACAAUCAGCAGCUUGUAGCGAAGUGGAUCGAUUGAAAACGGCAAUUUUGAUAAUAAAACAAAAUUUCGAUGAAAUGUUGCACAAGGAAAUAUCUUCGAAGCAAUACAAAGAAUUGAAAACGGAGUACGAGGAGAAAUUCAAAAAAUUGCAACAACAACUAAAUGUAGCCCAGACCAUUGUAAGCCAAGACGAGAAAAUAGAAUUGGAUUCCAUGCAAAAUGAACUUCAAGUUCAACACUACCAAAUCAGUAAUGUGCUGCGGAAAAUGGAAAGUGAACGCAGGAUUCUAAACGAUGCGUACAUACGACUGUGCAUCGCCGAUUUGGAAAGACAGAACAUUUCUUCGGCUGUUGAAGCUUUCAUGAACAUUACGGAAAGGGCUCAAAUCCGACGCAUCAUUUACGCUGUCUAUGCUAACAAAGAAGAAAAUUUUAAAGUAAUUUUCGAAUUCGUCAAACAAACAAACGACCUUGAGUCAUUUUUAUUGGGAUAUUCGUCAUUGUACGAACAGAUGAAAACCAAUCAACACAUGAAUGUGAUGAAUCUUUUAUUGCUAACCAAUGCGAUAAUUCAGCACCGUCAUGAUGAAGGAUUCAAGCAACUCUUCAAUUCGUUGAAUGAAUCAGUGAAAGUCAUGCAUCAAGAAAGCGACUACGAAAAGUUCUACACCUUCAUGUACAAUAAGAACAAUGAAAGCUUGUUUCUAGCUAAAGAUAUGAUAGCAACAUUUGUCGAGGGUGCGUAUAACGGCAACAUUGGGAAUGUUGAUAAAGUUCUAAGUAUGAUACCGAAAUUGGACGUAAUCAAUCAUCGAUUGCAUCUAAUCGAUGCUCUAUUAAAUGAAAUGAAACUUCACUCACAUUCACAACAAAAGGAAAUCUUCAUGGUGAUCUAUCAGCUGACCCAAACGCGAAUUGCCGUUCACACAGAGAAAGACAAACUUUUGGUGACUGCUAUUGAGCAAAAUCUUCCCGAAAAUGUACGUGAUUUAAUAUUCACCAAUUUGUGCAUACAGAAUGCAAACAAUAACGAGUAUCUCUACUCUGGACAACCAUCAGAUGAGUCUAGGCGCUAUGUUUUCACUUCGGUAAUCAACAAGUUCGACGACACAUUCGACUUUGAAAUGGAGUUUAUGGAUAAGGGCAGAAAGGUUCUGAUCAAAAAUUCACAUUAUCGUGAGCAUCUAUACGUGACAGAAAAUGGCAGUCCGAGGACACUUUUAUCGUGGAUGCCGGCAUAUUUGACCGAAAAUACUGAAGCGCAUUUCUCACUUGAAAUUAUUGAUGGUCCCUAUUUUCGAGUCAGGAGUGAACAUUACGGAGAAUAUCUCUUUUCGCCAAUCAACAAAACUUACACCGAAGACAAUCGAAAGGUGUAUUUCAGACCAGAGAAAAAGGUGAAUUCUGACAGUACUUGGAAAAUUCAAACUUGUAGGCAUAGAGUUCGAUAUGAAUAAAUGAUUUGAACUGUAAA